GAAGGCUCUUAUAUACUUAUACUUGUUAGAAUAAACAUUUAAAGACCAGCCUGUAAAUCCUUUAAAAAAUAUAGAGCUCGAAGGUUGCUAACUAACGUGAAAAGAAGAAAGUGAACACCUCAGGAACACAAAAAACACCUAGGAUAAGAAGCAAAGAUGGAAAUCUCACCCUUGCCCCACGAACUAAUGCUGAACCUUUUAAGCACAAAAAUGCAGUAAAAAGCGGAUAAACAAUAGUUAAAAGACGACAACAAGAUGACCCAAAAGCCAGGCGAGUGGGCUAGUGCCCUUUUGGCUCGUUUCGAGGAUCAGCUGCCGAACAGAAUUGGGGCCUAUGGCACGCAAGCCAGGAUGAGCCAGGACCAACUCGUAGCCUGUCUGAUCCACAUAUCCCGCUACCGUUUCUCCCUGGUAAUUUCUGGGUUGACUAAGAUGCUGCAAAGGGUUAAUGAGGCGGCCCUUCAAAACCGCCAUGAGCCGGAGCGCUGCUACUUCGAAUCGCUGGUUAUCAUACUGACCACCCUGGAACGGUGUCUGACCAACCAGACCAAGGACACAGCACGCUUCGAGGAGGCAAUGAAUGUGAAGCUCCUGCUGCGCGAAAUUUCCCAGUUUGUCGACGUUCAGAGCGACAACAAUCCGAAUGCUGCCCAGCUCAAGGCUCUGGCAUCCAAAGUGCUCUUUGCCCUGUCGCAGAAUCACUUCUCGGCGGUGUUUAAUCGCAUCUCGGCGAGGAUUCAGGAGCUGACAUCCUGCUCUGAGGAGAAUCCAGACUAUAAUGACAUCGAAUUGAUUCAACACAUCGACAUGGACAUGAUAAAGCUUACCAAGUUGCUGCAAGAAACCAUCACAAAGUUUCGAUCGAAACGUGCUCCUCCCUUGAUUUUACUUUACUCACUGGAGAAGGCUAUUUGGAACUGGAUUGAGUACCAUCCACAGGAGUUUCAAGACUUGCAACGAGGAACCAAUCGAGAUAUAUCCACCUGCUGGGAACCCCUCAUGGACUUUGUGGAGUAUUUUAAAACUGAAAAUAAAAAGAGCAAAACACUUGUGUGGCCACUCCAAAUGCUUUUGCUGAUACUGAAUCCCUCCUGUCUAGAAGCCGUCGUCAACGAACUGCAACAGUCAGAGAAGGAGAAAGAAAAGGAGAAGGAAAAGGUGGCCUCAAAAUCGGGCCAAUCCACUUCCAGGGACAAAGAUUUUUCUGCUAAACAGUUCAUUGAGAGCAUCAAGCGGGGACUAGGUCAGCACUCGCCAUCGAAGCAAGUCACCGAAUCCGCGGCCAUUGCCUGUGUAAAGCUGUGCAAGGCGUCAACUUACAUCAACAAUACCGACUCCAACAAUGUGGUCUUUAAGCUGGUGCAGUUUUUCAUUAACGAUCUCAAGGCUCUGCUCUUCAAUCCGGCCAAGCCCUUUUCCCGCGGCCAGGGUUAUAACUUUGCGGACAUCGAGCUAAUGAUUGACUGCUGGGUUUCGUGUUUCCGGAUAAAUCCCCACAAUAUCGAAGCGCUUAAAGUUUGCCUAAAUUUGUCCUCGCCGCAGGCCUAUCAUUUUGUCAUUGUUUGUUCCCUGCUAAGGUUGGCACACAUAUACGUGGACUUUCGCUUGCAGAACAAGAAUCCCUUUAGGAUUGUCAACCAACCCAGAUUGUCUUGGUGGCCACAAACUGAUGUGGUUCAUUAUCGCUCCGCUGAGUUGAGGGCUCUCUUCACGGAUACUCUUAAUAAGGCCACCCAGGGUUAUAUAGCCCAUACACCACUGCGAUACAUUACCUCUUUGACGCUCAAAUCGAAAGAUACCCAGAAGGGUUUGACCCGUGCUGAAGAGGGUCCCGCGCACAAAAUGUUAUUGUUGCUACUCGUGCGACUUAUUCAUGCAGAUCCCACACUUUUGUUGAAUACACAAGGAAAGGUUGCGCAUGAAGUACAGAGCUCCACCUUAGAGCUUAUUAAUGGCUUAGUUAGCUUAGUGCAUCAAACCACCAUGCCCGACGUGGCACAGGAGGCUAUGGAGGCGCUACUCGCUCUGCACGCCCCAGAAAAAAUAGAAGUUUGGAAUCCAGAGGCUCCCAUCAACACGUUCUGGGACGUCAGCUCUCAGGUCUUGUUCUCUAUUUCUCAAAAGCUCAUCCAGCACCAAAUUGCCAACUACACGGAUGUCUUAAAGUGGCUGCGCGAGAUCCUUAUCUGCCGAAAUACUUUCCUUCAGCGACACAAGGAUUAUGCACAUGUGGGGAGUCAGAUUGCCAUAUGCAAACAAGCUCACAUCAAGAUGGAAGUGGUUUUCUUUAUGUACCUGUGGAGUGUUGAUUUAGAUGCGGUGUUGACAUCGUUGUCUUGUUUUGGAUUGUUGUGCGAGGAGGCCGAGAUAUGCUGUAGUUCCGAUGAGUUGACAGUGGGCUUCAUUAUGCCGAAUUAUCACAUAUACCAAGAGUUGGCUCAGUUGUCCACAUCUGCAACUGACUCUCGGAUUUGUUUCUUCGACAACACUCAUGGAAAUGUGCUUAGCCGCCUUACACUCCAAAAGCGUAUCAUGACCCUGUUACGCAAGAUCGAGCACUGUGUGCAUGGUGUGCAGCCAGCCUGGGAGGAAACCUUUCGUAACUGGGAAGUGUCCAGCAAGGUCUUGCAAACUUAUCCCAAAUGUAAAGGCGAAGAUGGCCAAGCGGAGGUGUUUCAUCGUGGCAUGGGCAAGAGGAGAGCGAGUCACCAGAGCUCAGAGCACGAUCUGGAGGAGCAGAUCAACGAGUGGGCCAACAUGACAUGGUUCCUAUUGGCCCUGGGUGGAGUCUGUCUUCAUAAACGCAGCAGUAGCCGGCAAAUGUUGCUACAGCAAUCGCAGAACAAUGCCUCCUUAGGAUCUCUGGCUCAAAAUUCUCUUUACUCAAGCUCAACAAGUUCCGGACAUGGUUCUCUGCAUCCUAGUACGGUUUCACUAUCCACACUCCCACCAGCACCACCACAAGAUGUCAGCUAUUGCCCUGUAACACAAUUCGUCGGCCAACUACUGCGUCUAUUGGUUUGCAGCAACGAAAAAAUUGGCCUUAAUAUCCAGAAGAACGUGAAGGAACUUGUGGGCGAGGAAAUGUCCACCCAGCUGUACCCCAUACUGUUCGACCAAGUUAGAGCCAUCGUUGAGAAAUUCUUCGAUCAGCAGGGACAAGUGAACGUUAAUGUAACCGACAUCAAUACGCAGUUCAUCGAACACACCAUUUAUAUUAUGAAAUCCAUCCUGGAUCCCAAAGCCAGCAAAGAUCCCAACAAUGAUCAACCCUCGCCAUCAGAACAUUUAGGAGUUACAAGCAUCGAGGGCAUGAUGCUUGGAAUUGUGCGCUAUGUUCGCCACUUGGAUAUGACUGUGUAUGCCAUUCGAAUCAAGACCAAACUGUGCCAGCUAGUGGAGGUAAUGAUGAAGCGACGUGACGAUCUCGCCUUUCGCCAGGAGAUGAAGUUUCGGAACAAGCUGGUAGAAUACUUAACCGACUGGGUAAUGGGCACCUCUCAUCAAAUUGCGCCGCCCAGCUCAGCGGAUGCAGCUAUUCUCACCAAUACAUCACUUAUCUUUCGUGACCUGGACCAAGCCUGCAUGGAGGCAGUUGCAGCUCUGUUACGUGGCCUACCCCUUCAGCCGGAAGAAUCGGAUAGAGGCGAUUUAAUGGAUGCGAAGAGUGCCCUCUUUUUGAAGUAUUUUACUCUGUUUAUGAACCUGUUGAAUGAUUGUAUCGACAGCUCGGAAGCGGAAAAGGAGAUGAACAAUACUCCACUACUGCCUCCACGUCCUCGAAUGGCAGCUGGAAAGCUUACUGCACUGCGUAAUGCCACCAUCCUGGCCAUGUCCAAUUUACUAGGUGCCAACAUCGACUCGGGCUUAAUGCACUCCAUCGAUCUGGGUUAUAAUCCGGAUUUGCAAACCCGUGCCGCUUUUAUGGAAGUUCUAACACAAAUCCUUCAACAAGGCACUGAAUUCGAUACCCUGGCUGAAACGGUCCUAGCAGAUCGCUUUGAGCAACUUGUUCAACUGGUAACAAUGAUAAGUGACAAGGGUGAGCUCCCCAUAGCCAUGGCAUUGGCCAAUGUGGUGACCACUUCCCAAAUGGACGAGCUGGCCAGAGUCCUAGUCACCUUGUUCGAUGCCAAACACCUGCUUUCUCCUCUUUUGUGGAACAUGUUUUACCGGGAAGUGGAGGUCUCUGACUGCAUGCAGACGCUCUUCCGUGGAAAUUCGCUGGGCAGUAAAAUCAUGGCCUUCUGUUUUAAAAUCUACGGUGCGAGCUAUCUACAAAUGCUGCUAGAGCCGUUGAUUCGACCGUUGCUGGAUGAGGAGGAGGAAACCUGCUUUGAAGUAGAUCCAGCUCGCUUAGAUCCGACGGAGGAUAUUGAGCAUCAUAGGAACAACCUGAUUGCGUUGACCCAGAAGGUCUUUGACGCCAUCAUCAAUUCGUCGGAUCGGUUUCCACCGCAACUACGCUCAAUGUGCCAUUGCCUCUACCAAGUGCUAAGCAAACGCUUUCCAAACCUUCUCCAGAACAACAUCGGUGCAGUAGGCACGGUAAUUUUCCUGCGCUUCAUCAAUCCAGCCAUAGUGUCGCCUCAGGAACUCGGAAUUGUGGACAAGCAGGUGCACAGCUCGGCGAAACGAGGACUGAUGCUUAUGUCAAAGAUCCUUCAGAAUAUUGCUAACCACGUGGAGUUCUCUAAGGAACAGCACAUGUUGUGCUUCAACGAUUUCCUGCGUGAUCACUUCGAAGCCGGUCGACGGUUCUUUAUACAGAUUGCAUCCGACUGCGAGACGGUGGAUCAGACUUCGCACAGUAUGAGUUUUAUUUCGGAUGCGAACGUACUAGCCCUGCAUCGCUUACUGUGGACACACCAGGAGAAGAUCGGGGACUACCUAUCCAGCAGUCGAGAUCACAAGGCGGUUGGAAGGCGGCCGUUCGACAAGAUGGCCACUUUGCUAGCCUAUUUGGGUCCACCGGAACAUAAGCCUGUGGACUCGCACAUGAUGUUCAGUUCGUAUGCACGCUGGAGCUCCAUUGACAUGUCGUCGACCAACUUCGAGGAGAUUAUGGUCAAGCACCAGAUGCAUGAGAAGGAGGAGUUCAAGACCCUAAAGUCGAUGAACAUAUUUUAUCAGGCAGGGACAAGCAAAUCUGGGUAUCCUGUCUUUUACUACAUAGCGAGAAGAUAUAAGAUUGGAGAAACCAACGGGGAUCUGCUGAUCUACCACGUCAUACUCACGCUGAAACCCUUCUGCCAUUCACCAUUCGAGGUGGUCAUCGAUUUUACGCAUACUUGCUCCGACAAUCGAUUCCGCACCGAGUUCCUACAAAAGUGGUUCUAUGUCCUGCCCACAGUAGCCUAUGAAAAUGUUCACGCAGUUUACAUAUAUAACUGCAACUCGUGGGUGCGUGAGUAUACAAAAUUCCACGAUCGCAUCCUGGCACCGUUGAAGGGAAAUCGCAAGCUUCUCUUCCUGGAAUCGCCAAACAAACUUUCUGAUUUCAUCGACGCGGAACAGCAAAAAUUGCCGGGUGCGACUCUUUCGUUGGACGAAGAUCUAAAGGUGUUUAGCAACGCCCUGAAACUUAGCCAUAAAGAUACAAAAGUAGCCAUCAAAGUAGGACCUACUGCACUACAAAUUACUUCUGCAGAAAAGACAAAGGUACUGGCUCACUCGGUGCUCCUAAAUGAUGUAUACUACGCCUCCGAAAUUGAGGAAGUAUGUUUGGUGGACGACAACCAGUUUACCUUGUCGAUAACCAACGAAAGUGGCCAGCUUAGCUUUAUUCACAACGAUUGCGAUAACAUUGUCCAGGCCAUUAUACACAUUCGGAAUCGCUGGGAGCUUAGCCAGCCGGAUUCGGUGACAGUUCACCAAAAGAUCCGACCAAAGGAUGUGCCUGGAACAUUGCUGAACAUGGCGCUACUCAAUCUGGGAUCAUGUGACCCCAAUCUAAGGACUGCUGCUUACAAUUUGCUUUGUGCUCUGACCGCCACAUUUGACCUGAAGAUUGAGGGACAGCUCCUCGAAACUCAAGGUCUUUGUAUACCCUCCAAUAAUACCAUAUUUAUCAAGUCCGUGAGCGAGAAAUUGGCAACCAAUGAACCGCACCUAACCCUGGAAUUCCUGGAAGAGUCCAUACAGGGCUUCCAACGCAGCACUAUUGAGCUAAAGCAUUUGUGCUUGGAGUACAUGACGCCAUGGUUAAAAAAUCUUGUCAAGUUCUGCAAGUCCAAUGAUGAUUCCAAGAAACUAAAGGUCUCUCAAAUUUUAGACAAGCUCAUCAAUUUAACCAUUGACCAGAAAGAAAUGUAUCCCUCAGUCCAGGCAAAAAUAUGGGGUUCGAUUGGACAGAUACCCGAGCUCAUCGACAUGGUUUUAGAUAACUUCCUGCACAAAUCGAUCACAUAUGGCCUGGGAUCUCCGCAGGUGGAGAUUAUGGCGGACACGGCGGUGGCUCUCGCUUCAGCGAACGUCCAAUUGGUGUCCAAAAAGGUCAUAACCCGUAUUUGCCGGGUCAUGGAUAAAUCUUGCACGAAUCCCACGCAGUAUCUGGAGCAGCACAUGAUGUGGGACGAUAUUGCAAUACUCGGUCGGUACCUGCUCAUGUUGUCCUUCAACAACUGUUUGGAUGUGGCCACUUCGGUGCCGUAUCUAUUCCACACCAUCACGUUUUUGGUCUGUUCGGGAUCACUGUCGAUGCGAGCCUCAACCCAUGGCCUGGUAAUUAACAUCAUCCACUCGCUGUGUACCUGCACGAAUCCUUCCUUUUCGGAGGAGGCUCAGCGUGUCCUUCGACUAUCCCUGGAUGAGUUCUCACUCCCCAAGUUCUAUCUGCUCUUCGGCAUCAGCAAGGUCAAGUCAGCAGCAGUGACUGCAUUCCGUUCCAGCUGUCGUCAUCCCACGGAUAAGUGGCUUGGAAAUGAGAGAGUUACGCAACCUCUGCCUGCAGAUCGGGAGCGUUUAUCCCUUCCAUCCCUAGAGGUCAUUACGGAUGCCUUACUUGAAAUUAUGGAAGCUUGCAUGCGAGAUGUUCCGGACUGCGAAUGGCUUAACACCUGGACCUCCUUAGCCCGCAGUUUUGCCUUCUGCUAUAAUCCAGCUCUCCAGCCAAGAGCGCUAAUAGUUUACGGAUGCAUUAGCAAAAGUGUAACCGACCACGAAGUGAAGCAGUUGCUCCGCAUCCUGGUCAAAGCCUUGGAAUCAUUCAAUGAUCUCAUCCUGAUCGAAGCGCUAGUGAUGUGUUUGACUCGCAUUCAACCGUUACUGCGACCAGAGUCGCCUAUUCAUCGAGCCCUCUUUUGGGUUGCCAUUUCGGUACUGCAGCUGGACGAGAUUACCCUCUAUGGAGCUGGUCUUGCCCUGCUUGAGCAGAAUUUGCACACGCUCAAGUCACAAGGCUGCUUUGACAAGAAGGAGACCAUAGCCGAGGUAAUGAUGAAGACAAGGGAAAAACUGGAGUGGCACUUUAAGCAACUGGAUCAUGCCGUGGGUCUUUCAUUCCGCAGUAAUUUCCACUUCGCCCUGGUGGGGCAUUUGAUAAAGGGCUUCCGUCAUCCUACACCCACUACAGUUUCUCGCACUUCUCGAGUGUUAACCAUGCUGCUGGGUAUCAUAGCCAAGCCGCUGCAUCGGGACAAGUUCGAGGUGACGCCUGAUAGUGUGGCCUAUUUGACUGCUCUGGUGGCUGUCUCGGAGGAAGUCCGUUCAAGGUGUCAUGUGAAGCACGCCUUGCCCCGCUGGCCCGCCGAUCUGAGUAGCAGUGUGGAAAAUGGCGAAGCAUCAGGAGGAGUACAAGCCAUUGGCCUGCCCCUGUCUCGUCGACAAAAAAGUUGGGACAUUUUAGAUCAGUCCGCCUUGCAGUUUGCCCGCCAACACAAGGUUCCCACUCUUCAGAACGCGCGGGUUUUGUUCAAAACUCAACGCUCAUUCUCGGUGCCGACAACCAAAGAUCCAAAUAAUGCAACCGGCAUCGAAGAACGUCAGGAACGCGGCUCGCGUUCUUCGGUAUCUAAUGAGUCGAAUGUCCUGCUCGAUCCCGAAGUCUUGCCUGAUUUGUCCAUACAAGCCCUGGUGUUGACUGUCUUGGCCACUUUGGUCAAGUAUUCUUCGGAUGAGGGCGAAACGCGUGUUUUAUAUCAGUAUUUGGCCGAAGGAUCGGUGGUCUUUCCAAAGGUGUUCCCAGUUAUUCAUUCACUGCUGGAUCAAAAGAUUAACAAUAUUUUGUCAGUGUCACACGAUCAAGUAGUGCUAAACUCUGUACAGAACAUCAUACAAAAUAUGUUGGCCAGCGAAGAUCCCUCACAGCAGCAGCUUCACUUCCUACAAAGCUGUGGAUUUGGAGGACUCUGGAGGUUUGCGGGACCUUUCACCAAGUACAAUAUGAUGGGAGAAUCUUCUGAGCUGUUUGUCAACUGUUUGGAGGCCAUGGUUGAGACCUGUUUGCCAGGUGAUGAAUCCGCCCCGGUGCCACCAUCCCCGCGUCCCUAUAACCUUAGCUCCAGUCUAAGUAGCCUAACCCUGGGUUCCCCCACGGACAAAGCAUUCUCAUCGGAAUCAUUAGAUUUUUAUGACAAUUGCCCAGGCAGCGUCAGCAGCCUGCGCCGCGCCUCACACAGCAAAUCACGCGCCAAACAUCGAAUUAACGACAGCCCAUCACAUUAAACGUUCAACAAGUAAAAUACAAAAAAUAAAUUAAAAUAUAAAAACUGCAACUAAAGACAAACUAAGAAUAGCUGAAAACUAUGCCACAAAAUAACACCACGAUUGGUAACAAAUAUGUAUUUCGUAGUUAUAUAAGCUUUGCCAAAUGGAAUUAUAGUCCCAACACUCGAAACUAUUCAUUUUUGUAAUUUUAUGGACACCAUAUUUAAUAUGCAAAUUGUUAAACACAAAACCAACAAAAACCCCAAAAGGGAAUCUCACAAAGAUAAUGCACUUAAUCGUACACGCAUUAGCAAAUUGAUGUUGAAGAUUUGAGAAUAUAUAUUGAUGAUAAAUCUGGUACCUUGAAGCAUUUACAAAAUAUUUUCGAAAUCAUUUGGGUGAUUUAAAUGCACCUUAUGUAGCUCAGUAGUGUAGUGUUGUCAUAAAUAUUUGUUGUUCCAAAAAAUCUAAAAAAGUAAAAAAAUGUAAUUCACGAUAGCUAAAUUGUAACAGAGACCGAAAAUAUAUUUCUGAUAUUUGCAUGCCAAGAGCCUGUAAGAGAUUCAGUUUCCAGUAGCUAAUAAUAACUAAACACAGAAAAUACAUCAAGAUCAAGAUUUUUAUAUAUAUUUUCAUUGGAAAUUAUAUUUUUUACGAGCGAAUAGAUAAUUAAAGUAAAUUAUAAGUAUUUUUAAUAAUCUUCACCGCUUUUUUGCCCAGAUUUUCAUUUCACCACCCAACUAUUCCCUUCCUCGAUAUGUUUAUGCAACUUUUAUCUUACUUUCAGCUGCAUGAAUAACAACUACAAACCCGCGCACUAGACGUACCACACUAAUCGCAAAAGUAAUGCGUUUCCUAAAUCUGUUUAAAAAGUGCUUUUAGAGAACGUGAAAACCCCCACAGAAUGUCGUACAAAAAGAUAGAAUAUUUAUAUAUAUUGGUAUACGUAUGUAUAGAAUGUCCAGAACCGAUGGCCACUAAAUGCGAAAGGAGGAAAUGAACACGUUACUUGAUAUGUGUAAAAAUGAAUGUAUAUAAAAGUGUAUGUGUAGAAAAGAGAGAAUAGUGGAUCGAGGAUAUUGUAAGCCCCAUAUAGAACAAGAUAUCGAACGGAAAUAUUUUUAAACAUUUACCGAUUGUACAUUUACAAGUUUGCAAUCCGCAACAGCAACUAGGCACACGAAGUCCACCAGUUCCUGAGAAGAUGACCACGACCAGGCGAAACGGAGUUAACCAAGAAAGCGAUUAAAGGCAAAAUCAAACGAAACAAACAAAAGAAUAACUUAAAGCUUUAAGAAAACGACAUGUCCCCCCACAUGUCGUUUGCAUUGUUUUGUAUUAUAAAAAGAAUCUCCCCGCAGCAAAUGUAUCAGAUGGCAUUUAUUUUUUUGUAAUCUAAUUAUUUCUAAUUUUUUUUUUUUGUGUGAAACCAAGUUUAUCCUACAUUAGUCUUUACUAAUUUAUUUCAUCAGCAUAUUUUCCAAGAAAAUUCGAAAACACCAAAAACUAAACGAGAAUAAGCUUAAAAGAAACGACCCAGUCCGCUUUAAAUAUAAUUUAGUUUUUAAGCACAAACCAAGAUUUUAAUCGAAAUAGAUUUAAUAAGCGAAAAGAAUCGAACCAAAAUAAAACCUUACGAACGUUACACAUUUGUACCUCUUAUUAAACAAUAAACGAAACAAAUUAGUCGGUUAUACUAAAUUUCUAGCACAUGGAUUUUAAACUGUAUUUGGCGUUACCCGCAUAUUAAACAUGAACAAUUUUUUAACUAAAUGAGCGAAUUAUGGAACAGGAUUCUAUACAAUAUUAUUAAUCUAAAUGUAUAUGUGUGUGUUGCUAUAUGUGUAUUAAACGAAUAUGUAUCUUUGUAUAUUAAAGCCACUUGAAGAUAUUUAUGAAAUGUUAAUGUCCCCAAAACUAUCACUGUACAAGAAUAUCGAACAAAUUUAAAUACUUUCAAUUAAAAUGUUUAAUGAUUAUAA
This is a messenger RNA of Drosophila eugracilis, 10628 nucleotides long. It is a transcript of the gene Nf1, whose product is annotated as neurofibromin. Gene Ontology annotation, biological process: regulation of GTPase activity. The record is from RefSeq and is a predicted model, not a curated record. The transcript has 18 exons. Bases 256 to 8664 code for a protein of 2802 amino acids. Lineage: Eukaryota; Metazoa; Arthropoda; Insecta; Diptera; Drosophilidae.